Molecule: messenger RNA, 628 nt
Organism: Anopheles stephensi (Asian malaria mosquito)
Lineage: Eukaryota; Metazoa; Arthropoda; Insecta; Diptera; Culicidae
Exons: 2
Coding region: 117-437 (106 amino acids)
Biological process (GO): defense response to bacterium
Cellular component (GO): extracellular region
Source: RefSeq, a predicted model, not a curated record
GUAUAACAAAUAUACCCAUACGCAGAAGCGUCAGUCGUAAAAGAUCGAUCGUUUAUAAUAGAAGCACCCCAGUUGUCGUAAUAAGUUUGUUUGGUGGAAAAGUAAGCCCGUCCGUGAUGAAUUUUAAUUUAAGUUUACUGCUCCUGUACGCUCUGCUGGCGAUUUUGGCGCCUCACCAUUGUCAAGCCAAAUCGCUAGGAAAGGCGGAGGAUGAGUUGCCACGAUACAAGCGACAAUUCUCGCUCAACUUUGGUGCCACCCACGAGGACGGAUACGGAACGGACGUUAAUGCGGAAGCGAUCGCCAGCCUGUGGAAAAGCCAGAGCGGCAACACUAAGCUGGAUGGAUCGGCUAGCUAUACGCAGCAUUUCGGUGGCCUGUCGGGCGAUGGUAAAGCGCGCAUUAGUGGACUGUUGACUUUCACGCACGGUUACUGAACCUGUCCCUUUCGUCAUGGCCCGCUCCUUGGUGGCUGUGCUACAGGGCGCGAUUAUAGGUUGAAGCUGAAGGUAGUUUUCACUCGGUAGAUGGAACUUAAAGCGAUGGAACAGUAGUAGCAGCAGCAGCAGUCAUCAUGGCGCUAUAUAAUCGUCGGAGGAAUUAAACCACACGUUUUACCUACUCUUCA